Molecule: messenger RNA, 1044 nt
Organism: Symbiodinium necroappetens
Lineage: Eukaryota; Dinophyceae; Suessiales; Symbiodiniaceae
Source: the annotation of a GenBank genome assembly
AUGAAGCUAGGACUUAGCAUAGGCUAUUCAGGUGGUGAGAUGCGGCUACCGGUAGAAAAGGUGCAACUCGCGGAGCGGUUGGGCUAUGACAGUGUCUGGACGGCAGAGGCCUAUGGUUCUGACGCGUUGUCGCCAUUGGCUUACCUGGCCGCCAAAACCGAGCGCAUUCGGCUUGGUACCGGUGUUAUUCAACUUGCGGGGCGAACACCCGCAAAUGCCGCUAUGACCGUUGCCACCAUUGAUGCCUUGGCGGGUGGCAACCGUGUGAUCUGCGGCAUAGGCGUUUCCGGACCGCAAAUAGUUGAGGGCUGGUACGGCCAGCCUUGGGGGCGGCCUUACUAUCGGCUGAAAGAUUACGUCACCAUUAUGAAAAAGAUUCUCGCCCGGGAAGAACCUGUGGUGCAUGAAGGCAAAGAAAUAUCUUUGCCGUUCAAUGGUGAAGGUGCCAUGGGGGUUGGCAAGCCGCUGAAAUCAAUCCUGCACAUGAAUCCCGAUAUCCCCAUUUGGCUCGGCACCGGUAUGGAGUCAACGGUCAAACUGACGGCAGAAGUUGCUGACGGUUGGCUGCCGUUGGGGCUGGUGCCGGAAACCUGUAAGACUUAUGAACCCUGGAUAGAAGCUGGCCUCGAAAAAUCGGGCAAGAACCGUUCUCAGUUCGAAACUCAGGGCGGCGCGGCAGUGGUCGUGACCGACGAUGUACAAUCCGCGCUGGAUCGCAUGAAGCCGGGCAUCGCUUUAUACGUUGGCGGUAUGGGCCACAAAACGAAAAACUUCCACAAAGAAAUGAUGAUCCGUCGCGGCUUUGGUGAAGCUGCGGAGCGCAUACAGGAACUUUAUCUAGCUAAGCAAAAGCGCGAGGCCAUUGAGGCAGUGCCGGACGAAUUUGUCGAUCAGGGUGCUCUGGUGGGAGAUAAAACGCGGAUUCAAAAGCGCUUUCGAGAUUGGGAGGACAGCGGUAUCACCGGCUUGACAGUCAGCGGCAACGAAGAAGCCCUGCGCCUGAUGGCGGAUCUGGCCAGGCUCAAUGUCGAGCCCUCUGCCUAG